This is a messenger RNA of Coffea arabica (coffee), 417 nucleotides long. The record is from RefSeq and is a predicted model, not a curated record. NCBI's taxonomy places the organism in Eukaryota, Viridiplantae, Streptophyta, Magnoliopsida, Gentianales, Rubiaceae.
AUGGUAGUAAAUUGCUCCAGCAGCAAGCGCCCCCAAUGUGCAGAGUCCAUGUCUGACUGGAUGGCCAAGAAGUUGCGCACUGAGGCAAUACUUGCAGCUCUAUUGAUAGAGACCAAGGAAGAUUCCGAAACUUUAGCUCUCCUUUCUGGACCAAUCAAGGAGGCUUCAAAUAUUUUGCAAGAGUUGAUCAACAUUCAUAUUGAUGGAAAAGUUAUAUUAGCAGUCCAAGGUCAGGUCAAAGAUGAUAAGCCUACCUUUAUUGAGCGACUAGCAGUAAAAUCUAUUUGUGGAGUCUUUGAAAACUUGUUGACUGCUCAAGUUGGCAUUCCAAAUGAACAGCUUCUGCAAGUCAUUUCUGUCUUGUUCCUAAAACUUUAUAGGUGCCGCAUGUUUAUUUGAAGAGUAUAGUACUCAAAC